AUGGGAAGAUUUUUCUCUGGUUUGGCCCAGUCAGGAGCUUGGUGCUGUUUUGAUGAGUUCAAUCGUAUUGACAUUGAAGUGUUGUCUGUCAUUGCUCAACAGCUUAUCACCAUCAGGAAUGCUAAGGCAUCCAAGCUUUCAAGAUUCAUGUUUGAGGGUCGAGAAAUCAAGCUAGUAAUGUCAUGUGCUGCCUUUAUCACAAUGAACCCUGGGUAUGCAGGACGUACUGAGCUCCCAGACAACUUGAAGGCUCUCUUUAGACCAAUAUCUAUGAUGGUGCCUGAUUAUAGACUUAUUGCUGAGGUGAUCCUGUACUCUGAAGGUUUUGAGGAUUCUAAGAAUCUAGCCCAGAAAAUGACCCAGAUGUACAAGUUGUGCAGUGAACAGCUAUCACAACAGGAUCAUUAUGAUUUCGGUAUGCGAGCUGUGAAGUCUGUGCUGGUCAUGGCAGGAUCAUUGAAGAGAGAGAACCCUGACAAGAGUGAAGAUGUUGUGCUCAUCAGAGCUCUGAGAGACAGUAACUUACCCAAGUUCUUGGCAGAUGAUGCUAUACUCUUCCAAGCUAUUCUACAGGAUCUAUUCCCCUCUGUUGUCAUCCCAGAGCAUGACUAUGGUAUCCUCCAAGAGGAGAUUAUUGCAGUUAUGGAGGACAAGGGACUGCAACCUGAGCCAUGUAUUAUCAAGAAGACCAUUCAGCUGUAUGAAACUAUGGUUGUCAGGCACGGUGUCAUGUUGGUAGGGCCCACUGGGGGUGGCAAGACAACCACCUAUGAGAUCCUUGGUAAAGUCUGUGAUAACCUACACGAGAAGGGAAUCGAACACCCAAACAACUUCUAUGUCCCCACCCACAAGUUUGUUCUCAACCCCAAGUCUAUUACUAUGGAUGAACUGUACGGAGGCAUCAAUAAGCUCACCCUGGAGUGGAGUGAUGGCCUCAUGGCUCUCACUGUCAGAAGAUGUGUACAGGACACAACAGAGGACCACCAGUGGGUGAUAUGUGAUGGUCCUGUAGAUGCAUUGUGGAUUGAGAACAUGAACACAGUACUGGAUGACAACAAGAUGUUGUGUCUUGCCAACAGUGAGAGAAUCAAGCUGACCAACUUCAUACACAUGUUGUUUGAGGUUCAGGACCUGGCUGUAGCUUCCCCAGCUACUGUCAGCAGAUGCGGUAUGGUGUACAUCGACCCUGGAGAGUUGAAGUGGAUGCCAUAUGUGAAAACCUGGUUUGCUACAGUCUCAGACAAAUACAGAGAACCAGAGACAAGAGAAUACAUCUUGGAGCUUUUCUCUAAAUAUGUUGAUGCUGGGCUUAAGUUUAUCAACAAGAAAUGCACACAAGCAAUAAACCAGGUUGACAUAAGUAAGGUGACAACCCUGUGUAAGAUGUUUGAAGUGUUGACCACAUACAGUGGUGGCCCAGAUCUCCGCAUGGACCCAGCCAAACUGCAUCCAUUGCUAUGUACAACAUUUGUGUUCUGUUAUCUGUGGUCACUUGGAGGCAAUAUUAUUGAGUCUAACUGGGACUCCUUUGAUACAUUCAUCAGGGGGCUGUUUGAUGACAAUGGUGAUGCUAAGAUGCCACAACAAGGUGACCUAUGGAGCUGUUACAUUGACUUUGAGACAAGACGUUUCGAUUUAUGGGAGAAAAUAGUCCCUACAUUCAAGUUCAAUAUUGAGGUCCCCUUCUUUGAGAUGGUGGUACCAACUGUUGAUACUGUCAGAUAUGGUUACCUGUUUGAGAAGAUGCUGGCCAUUAACCACUCUGUGCUGUUCACUGGAAACACUGGAGUAGGAAAGUCUGUGAUAGCGAGACAGCACAUACAAAACAUAGCAGAUCGUCAGGGUUAUGUUCCAGUUUUCAUCAAUUUCUCAGCUCAGACCAGCAGUCAAAGAACUCAAGAGAUGAUUGAAGGGAAACUGGAAAAACGAAGAAAGAAUGUUAUAGGUGCCCCAAUAGGGAAGCGUGUAGUGAUCUUCGUUGAUGACUUGAACAUGCCCAAGUUGGACACCUAUGGCUCCCAGCCCCCUAUAGAAUUACUAAGACAGUACCAAGACUUUGGUGGCAUGUAUGACAGAGAAAAGAUGUAUUUCAAACAUCUUGAGGACGUCAUUAUAUCUGCUGCAUGUGCUCCCCCUGGUGGUGGCCGUAACCCUAUAACACCAAGAUUUGUCCGGCAUUUCUCCAUGUUGACUAUUCCUUCACCCUCUGAGCAUAACUUGAAGCACAUGUUCAUGGCAAUAAUGACAGGGUUCCUCGUUGAUUUCCCUCAUUCUGUCCGACAAUGUGCUGAACCAAUCGUAUCAGCCGCUGUUGAGAUAUAUUUCAGAAUCAGUACAGACCUCCUCCCGACACCUGCUAAAUCUCACUAUGUGUUCAACUUGAGGGAUCUCUCUAAGGUGAUCCAAGGAAUGCUACAGGCUGAUGUAGGUGUCAUUAGAGACAACAAACAGAUGUUUAGGUUGUUCUGCCAUGAGGCUCAACGUGUGUUUCACGACAGAUUAAUCAACCAUGAAGACAAGUUCUACUUCCAUCAGAUCAUGGCUGAAAUGGCUGGGAAACAUUUCUCAGAGAACAUAGAGGCAGAUAGCUUUGUGAAGACCCCUAUAUUGUUUGGAGAUUUCCUGAAGAUUGGAGCAGAAGGAGAUGACAAAGUAUAUGAGGAAUUCGCUAACAUAGAGAAACUACAGGGUGUUCUCCAAGAUUAUCUUGAUGACUUCAACCUGAGCUCCCAGAAAGAGAUGAAGCUUGUAUUUUUCAUGGAUGCUGUUGAGCACAUUACACGUAUCACACGUAUGAUAACCCAGCAGCGAGGUAACGCCCUCCUUGUGGGGGUAGGAGGCUGCGGCAAACAGUCACUCACCAGAUUGGCCUCUCACAUCUGUGGCUACAAGUGUUUCCAAAUAGAGCUGAGUAGAGGCUAUGGUUACACAGAGUUCCAUGAUGACUUGAAGAAGUUGUAUGACAUUGCUGGAGGACAGAACCAGAACACUGUCUUCCUCUUUACUGACACGCAGAUUGUGGUAGAGGAAUUCCUUGAGGACAUCAACAACAUAUUGAACUCCGGUGAAGUCCCAAAUCUCUUUGAGCCUGAUGAAUAUGAACGUCUGAUCAUAGCAUGUCGUCCAGGGGCCAAGGAGGCAGGGAUCCCUGAGGGUAACAGAGAUGCAAUCUUUGAAUUCUGCAUCAACAGAGUCAGAAACAAUCUCCACAUAGUGUUGUGCAUGAGUCCAGUGGGAAGUGCAUUCAGGUCUAGGUGUCGUAUGUUCCCCUCCCUUGUGAACUGUUGUACAAUAGAUUGGUUCACUGAGUGGCCAAAGGAGGCUUUACACAGUGUUUCCAAGACUGCAUUCUUGGAGGUCAACCUUGGAACUGAUGAAAUGAAGAGUCGUGUAGCAGAGAUGUGUGUUGAUAUCCACACUAGUGUUAGUGAGAUGGCUGAGAGGUUCUAUAAUGCUUUGAAGAGACGAUAUUACACUACACCCACCAGCUACCUUGAACUUAUCACAUUAUACCUAGGGAUGCUAAGUGACAAAAAGAGGCAACUAACUGCAGCAAGAGACCGUGUAGCCAAUGGUCUCCUGAAGAUCAACGAGACAAAUGAACUGGUCAAGAAAAUGGAUGUUGAACUGGUAGCACUACAGCCAGAGUUGAAGAAGAAAUCUGCAGCAACUGAGGAGUUGAUGGAAAAACUUUCUGUUGACCAGGAGAAGGCUGAUGCUGUACGAAAAGUAGUCAUGGAAGAUGAAGCUGUUGCCAAAGUGAAAGCCGAGGAGACUCAAGCAAUUGCAGAUGAUGCCCAGCGUGACUUGGAUGAAGCCCUCCCUGCGCUAGAAGCUGCUGUAAAAGCCCUGGAUGCCCUGGACAAAUCAGAUAUUUCUGAGAUCAGGGUGUUUACUACACCCCCACAAAUGGUACAGACUGUCAUGGAGGCUGUAUGCCUCCUACUUGGACAAAAGAGUGAUUGGGCUAGCGCUAAAGUUGUCCUUGGAGACUCUAAAUUUUUGGAAAAGUUAUAUAACUAUGAUAAGGACCACAUUCCUGAUAAAAUGGUAAAAGCUCUUAAAAAAUACAUAGACAAUCCUAAGUUUGUCCCAGAUGAAGUUGCCAAGGUCUCUAAAGCCUGUAAGUCUAUGUGCAUGUGGGUACGUGCCAUGGAUGUAUAUGCACGUGUUUUCAAAACUGUCGAGCCCAAGAAAGCCAAACUAGCUGCUGCACAAUCAGAGCUUGAACAGACAAUGAAACUAUUGAAAGAGAAACAGGAGAAACUUGCAUCUGUUGAAGCUAAGAUUGCUGAGUUGCAAAAAUCAUAUGAUGACAGUGUUGCCGAAAAGCAGUCAUUGGAGAAAAAUAUAAAUUUGACACAAGCCAGAUUGAAGCGUGCUGGGAAAUUGACAUCCUCCUUGGCCGAUGAGAAAUUGCGAUGGGAAGAAAAUGUCAAGGAAUUUAAUGCCCAGAUAGGAAAUGUUAUUGGUAAUGUGUUUGUGUCUGCUGCCUGUGUAGCUUAUUAUGGCGCCUUUACCAGCACAUAUCGGGCAGAAUUAGUACAACAUUGGACCAGUAGAUGUCAGGAGCUGGAGAUUCCUGUCAGUGAUGACAUGACAUUGAUUAGUGUCCUAGCUGAUCCAUUUGAGAUCCGACAAUGGAAUGUAGACGGUUUACCCAGAGAUCAGCUAUCUAUUGAAAAUGCGAUUCUUGUGACAAAAGGUCGACGUUGGCCACUCAUGAUUGACCCUCAGGAACAGGCUAACAGAUGGAUUAGGAAUAGAGAGAUGCGUAAUGGUCUGAAGAUUAUCAAGCUGACAGAUGGUAACUUCCUGAGAACACUUGAGAACUGCAUUAGGAUUGGAAUGCCUGUGUUGCUAGAAGAUAUAGGAGAGUUCCUUGACCCAUCCCUCGAGCCUGUACUCCUAAAACAAACAUUCAUGUCUGGAGGUCGCCUGUUGAUAAGACUGGGAGAUAGUGACAUUGAGUAUGACAAGAACUUCAGAUUUUAUAUGACCAGCAAAAUGGCCAAUCCCCACUACCUGCCUGAGGUGUGCAUCAAGGUGACAAUCAUCAACUUUACUGUCACAAAGACUGGACUUGAAGACCAGUUGCUCAGUGAUGUUGUGAGUCUAGAAAGGCCAGAUCUUGAGGAGCAGAGAAGCAAACUGAUUGUUGCCAUUAAUGCUGACAAGAACCAACUCAAAGCUAUAGAGGACCGCAUUUUAAAACUCCUCUUUGAAUCUGAAGGAAAUAUCUUGGAUAAUGAAGAGCUGAUAAGUACACUGAAUGACUCUAAAGUGACUUCUAGUGUCAUCAACAAACGUUUGGCAGAGGCUGAAGUAACUGAGGAGAAGAUCGCAACUGCACGUGAGAAGUACCGUCUUGUAGCCACACGUGGCUCUGUCAUGUACUUUGUGGUAGCAGAUAUGGGAGAAGUUGACCCCAUGUACCAGUUCUCACUGAAAUACUUCAAGAAUCUCUUCAAUAAUACAAUUGAGGCUAGCGAGAAAUCUGACGAUCUCAUGAAAAGAUUAAACAUUUGUUUGGAUGCUACAACUAUUGCAGUGUACCAGAAUGUUGCGAGAGGAUUAUUUGAGAGACAUAAACUGAUUUAUUCGUUCCUAAUGUGUGUAGAGAUAAUGAAACAAGCUGGGAAGAUAACUGAUGACGAGUGGAAUUUCUUCCUGAGAGGUGCAGCUGGUAUGGACAAGGAUCGUCCACCCAAGCCAGACGAGGCUUGGCUUACACAGCCCCAGUGGAAUCUAAUCUGUGAUUUAGAGGACAAUUUAAAAUGCUUCAAAGGCAUCAGAAAGGACAUAACAGCCACACCUGUAUGGUGUAAGAUUGGACAAGUUGAGAUCCAUGGUAAUCCAGAUGAGUCUCCCAAUUAUGGUCCCCUACCCCCAGAACCCACUCCCCCUGAGCCACCCAAGGAGGGUGAGGAGCCAAAGAAAGAGCAGGACGAUGGAAAGGUCAAAGGUCAUUGGGAUAAACGCCUGACAUCUUUCCAGAAGCUUAUCAUGAUUAAAAACUUUAAAGAAGAAAAGGUGACAUUUGCUGUAACUGAGUUUGUACGUGAAAAUCUUGGUCAGCAGUUUGUUGAGAGUCCUGAUACAUCCCUACAGACACUCUACGCAGACAUGAACAAAGUGACUCCUCUGGUGUUUGUUCUGAGUACAGGCUCUGACCCCAUGGGAGCCUUCCUGAGGUUUGCCAAAGAGAUGGGUUUCUCAGAGAGGACCCAAGCAAUAUCUUUAGGUCAAGGACAGGGGCCUGUUGCUGAAAAGCUUAUAGCAUCUGCUAUUAAGAAUGGAGAAUGGGUCUUCUUACAGAACUGUCAUUUGGCAGCUUCAUGGAUGUUGGCAAUGGAGAACCUUGUCAAAGAAAUAUCAGAAGACCCAAAAGAAAUCCAUGAUGAGUACCGCCUCUUCCUCAGCUCAAUGCCUGCCAAGUCAUUCCCUGUUAGUGUCCUUCAGAACAGUGUGAAGGUCACCAAUGAGCCCCCUAAGGGCCUGAGAGCCAACACCAGGAGAGCAUUCACAGAGAUCACCCCUACCUACUUUGAAGAGAAUAUUCUGGGCAUCAACUGGAGGAAGAUUGUAUUUGGAAUAUGUUUCUUCCAUGCUAUUAUUCAAGAGAGGAAGAAGUUUGGACCACUAGGAUGGAAUAUUAAGUAUGAGUUCAGUGACAGUGAUAGAGAGUGUGCAUUGAUGAACCUACAGAUGUUCUGUGCUGAUGGGGAGAUACCCUGGGAUUCUCUUAUAUACAUCACUGGAGAGAUCACAUAUGGUGGGCGUGUAACUGACUCUUGGGAUCAGCGAUGUCUAAGAACUGUGUUGAGACGAUUCUUCAAGCCAGAAACUGUAGAAGAUGGUUAUCUGUACUCUGAAUCAGGAACUUAUUAUGCACCUGUGCUAGACACACUGGCAGAGUACUGCAAGUAUAUUGAGGGACUGCCCAUCAUUGAUGAUCCUGAGAUCUUUGGCAUGCAUGAAAAUGCCAACAUUGCAUUCCAGACUGAAGAAACAAACACAAUGAUAACUACAAUCUUAGAUGUGCAGCCCAGGAUGUCUAGUGGAGGCUCAGGGAAAUCUAAUGAUGAUAUAGUCUAUGAGUUAGCUGAUAGUAUCCUGGACAAACUAAUGGACAAGUUGGAUAUAGAUACUGGCUACCAAGACCAGUUUGAUCCUGACGAUCAAGGACGUGUCAACUCAAUCACUACAGUACUUACCCAAGAAAUCGACCGAUUUAAUAAACUCCUUGUUGUUAUUAAAAACUCAUUAGUCCAAUUGAAGAAGGCCAUUAAAGGUUUUGUAGUGAUGAGUGAGGAACUGGAAAGUAUCUACACAGCAUUCUUGAACAGCCAAGUACCCGAUCUAUGGUCCAGUGCUGCCUACCCCUCCCUAAAGCCCCUGGGCAGUUGGGUGAAAGACCUUAUACUUAGACUGGCCUUUAUUGAUCACUGGUUGAAACAUGGACCUCCAAAGUCUUUCUGGCUCUCUGGUUUCUUCUACACUCAAGGAUUCUUGACUGGAACUCUACAGGUUCAUGCCAGGCAAUAUAACCUACCUAUAGAUCAUUUGAGUUUCCACUUCCAUCCUAUGCCACAUUUCCGAGAACAAGAGGCAGUGGCUGAGCAAUUGGCUGCACUAUCAUUUGGAGAAGAAAUGGAAAUGGAUAAAGAGGUUGACAAGCCAAAGGAUGGUGUACUUAUUCAUGGUUUAUUCAUGGAUGGGUUCCGCUGGGACAGUGAGAAUAAUGUAGUGAUUGACUCACUAAAGGGAGAGAUGACAUCCAAGCUACCAAUGUUACAUAUGGAACCUGCCAUGGACUUCGAACCUCCAGCUGAGGAUUACAUAGCACCCUUGUAUAAGACCAGUCUCAGGGCUGGCACUCUAUCAACUACUGGUCACUCUACAAACUUCGUAGUUGCAGUCCACUUACCGUCCAAAGAACCUCAGGAUUACUGGAUAUCUAAGGGUUCUGCCUUACUCACUGCAUUAAGUGAAUAGACAACACAACGUACAAUCACACAUUGCAUCAAACAAUCUACAAAUGAUCUACAGUCACCGGUUUAACACUAAAAUGUAUAAAUAUUUGGAUUAUUGUAUGAGGGACUUUCAUAUCGUACUAAUAAUGUACGAGGGUGAUUCAUAAGAAGGGAGAUGUAAUGUAGCUUCACUUAUAAUUCUUGCUCCAAAUGGGUUCACGCAUGAUUUAAGUAUCCAGGAAUCCUAAUAGAGAGAAUUCUCGAUUGUGGUCUGCUUUGAUUGUAUGCAUUGUGAUUCUAUUUUGUCAUUUGUAAGUUCACCUAUUGUAGUGAAGUUUGCAUGUAAAUAUAGGACAAUCAAACAAACUGUGUACAUAGUGUAAUAUAUACAGUAUAGGAAAAACUAUUUUUAUGUAUCUUUCUUUGAUAUAUAUUAUAACUUAUCUACUAUCUAUACAUUUAUUGUAUAUUUUAAAGUUGUUGCACUCAAAAAUAAUGUUAUUUUGCAUCUUUUUAAUAUAUUUUCAUUCCAUCCAUAUUUUUCCGUCCAACAAUUUUAUCGUUUAGAGAUAAAACAUGAUUAACAGUACUCUGUUUUUGAAGUAUUAUUAGAAUAUCUGCUGAGUAUUUUUAUGUCUAUUAAAAUGUUAUAAUAGAUUUAUUGAUGCAGACUGUGAUAAUUUUGUACAUAAAAUGAGUGAUAUUUCUAACAUUGAACUUGUAAAUAAGUGAACAUUUCCAUAUGGAAGUAUUAUAUUUCAUAUGGUAGUAUAAUGUACCACAAUAUUGCACAAAAAUCCGUCCAGAUUGUAUAAACUUGUGUAAAAAUAUUGCUGAAAUAAAGUUGUGCUAUAAAAGUA
Messenger RNA from Owenia fusiformis, 8836 nucleotides. NCBI's taxonomy places the organism in Eukaryota, Metazoa, Annelida, Polychaeta, Sabellida, Oweniidae. The record is from the annotation of a GenBank genome assembly.